CCACCGUCCAGAAACGGGAUGAUCGAGGCAAAUAUGGUCGGGUGGACUUGGUCAGAGGAGACCCCCCUCCUGCACCCCCCCCCCUCCUGCACCCCCCCCCCUCCUCCUUACGCAAAUGAGCCUUUAUUCGUCCUUUGAGUCGGACUGAGGUUUGGGUCCGAAAGAAGAAAACAACCCGGGCUCCUGACCGUGGACUUUAUCGACCAUGGCCUCGACCCCCUCCGCCUCUGCCCUGUCUGCUGUCCUCCGGUGUCGGCGGAAUAUCUGGACCCGGAAUUCUCCGUCCAAGCGGCCUGCAGCCUCGGCGUACAGCCUCGGGUUGUCCGGCGGAACGGGGCGCGACUCCGCCGCGGAACACAGCCGCUCCAAGCAGGCGUCAGCGUGGGAGGCUUUUCUCCACGGAGAGCGGGUUGUGGUGGGAAGACUAGCCGUGGCUUAUACACGAGUGGACGGAAACGUGUCGAGAAAGAAAGAACCUGUGACCGUGGAUAAAGUGUGUCAGACACUUUCGCAACCCAGACUGUGGGACGCAGGGGACGCGCACUCAAGUGUCCAAAACGCACUAAUGCGUCAGCUGGCGCGCAAACUGACACCUAACUUUCCUGGGACAGAUAAAUGCUCUCAAAUGAUUCGGAAAAUUCAGAAUGAAAAGUUUGCUGCACAUAUCUGUUACGCAUUUUCCAUUCACCGGGCCAGUGAUUUUCCACAUGGAGUUUUGAGAGUGUCCCUAAGUUCCACAUGUUUGAUGGAGAAAGCAGGUCAGAUCCCCUCUUUCCUGUGGUUACAACUGAAGAGCACCUGUGUGUCAUUAUCUUCUCUGGUGUCACAAAUCAUGCUCUACAAACUGGCGGUGUUGUGCAAGUCCAACAGCCCGCAGCUGUGCCAACAGGAUGUGAGCAGCAGGGAGGACGAUGUAGUCCAGGUAAAUGGACAAAUCUCAGGUCCUGCUGACUUCCUUGAUGACUGCUUCUCUGAAAACAAGGUCACAGAGGACAGACCUGACUGAGUCCAAGGCCUCAGCACCUUGAACACACAAACACACAGCGUGAUCGAAGCAUAUUUAUUGACUUUACUUGACUUUCACAAACAGCAUUUGGACUUCACCCGGAAAACCAGUUGUUUUCAGAUCAGAGUGGAACUGCUGAUGUAAGAAAAAGAUAGUACAAGUACAUUAUACUCGAGCACUGAAAUGAAAUACAAAUGUCAGGAACCAUUUCAGAUGGAAAUUUGAGGCCACCUUAUCGUAUAUGUCAUCAGACCCAAUGAUGAUCCUUUUGUGAAAUUGAUAAUGGAAUGUAGAAAGACACCAGUUGCUGCCACAUGAAUAUUCUGCUUAAUAAUCCAACAGGCUUUUUGACAUUAAGUUGAGUAAAUGUGAUUUGAAUACUUUAUCUGUAUGCACAUUUAUUUAAAUUCAAAGUGGGAACAGAUUGUAAUUUUCAUUUGAGUUAAUAUUUUAUGAUCUGAAUCUGACUGAAAUAGAGCAGAUGUAGAAAUAUCCAGUUGAGACAAGUUUGUCCUUUCCUUUUAAGAUAGUAUGAUCACACAGGCAUUAGUUAGGGUUUAUAUGUUGUUGAAAGUUAAAAUGUAUAUCUGCACAAUAUAAGUAAUAUUACACUCU
Sphaeramia orbicularis (orbiculate cardinalfish) is the source of this 1621-nucleotide messenger RNA. RefSeq lists its product as uncharacterized. The transcript has 2 exons. Bases 206 to 1006 code for a protein of 266 amino acids. NCBI's taxonomy places the organism in Eukaryota, Metazoa, Chordata, Actinopteri, Kurtiformes, Apogonidae. The record is from RefSeq and is a predicted model, not a curated record.